AUGAUCUUCUCAAGAUCAGCUCGAGUGGCAGCGGCCACUGCUGCUCUACUCACAAGCUCAGUGACUGCGCAAACGUGGUCAUCAUGCAAUCCUCUCUACACAACUGGCUGCCCGGCCGACACUGCACUAGGAAUGGCAAUUGACGUCGAUUUCACCCAAGGAGAAGUCAAUUCGUUUACCGCGAGUGGAGGAACUCCAGAGUACGGUGCAGACGGAGUCACGUUCACGGUUGCCAAGUCCGGCGAUGCUCCACAGCUCACGAGUGUCUUCUACAUCAUGUUCGGCCGCGUCGAGAUCACCAUGAAGUGCGCGCCAGGAGCAGGUAUUGUGAGCUCUUUCGUCCUUCAGUCCGAUGACCUGGACGAAAUCGAUAUGGAGUGGCUGGGCGCCGAUGACGCCACGGUGCAGACGAACUACUUUGGAAAGGGGCAGACAGGAGCAUUCGACCGCGGACAAUUCAACCCUGCUGCGAACAACCAGGCCGACUAUAUCACCUACGCUGUCGAUUGGACUUCGGAUCGCCUGGUAUGGUAUGUGGGCGACACAGCUGUGCGGACUCUGACAUUUGACGAUGCGAAUGGCCAGUACCCUCAAACACCAAUGCAGGUCAAGUUUGGAGCCUGGUCCGGUGGUGACUCGGCAAACGCUGCGGGAACCAUCAGCUGGGCUCGCGGCCCUACGGAUUACUCGCAAGGACCGUUCACCAUGGCCGUCAAGUCGGUCAAAGUCACUGACUACUCCACCGGCAAGGAGUACCAGUAUGGUGACACAUCAGGAUCAUGGACAUCCAUCGUUGCAGUUGACGGAGAAGUCAAUGCCAAUGUUGACGCGGCACCCACUGUGUCCGCCGUUUCCGGCGCGGCCACCUCCCUCUCGCCCUCCAUCCCAGCUGGCGGAAUCGGUCAAGGAAGCAGCACGGCUACGGCGGUUGCGUCUUCCAACCCCAUCCCGAGCGGCUGGCGCAUGACUUCCGAGGGCAAAAUCGUGCCGGCCAGCUCAACAGUGGUUAAACCUCCCCACCCCCUCCUCGUCGCCGGCCCCCUUGCCUUCAUCCUCCUCGGCGCUUCCCUCGGCCGCUGGAGGUGA
This is a messenger RNA of Phaeoacremonium minimum UCRPA7, 1086 nucleotides long. Its product is annotated as putative glycoside hydrolase family 16 protein. Gene Ontology annotation, cellular component: fungal-type cell wall. NCBI's taxonomy places the organism in Eukaryota, Fungi, Ascomycota, Sordariomycetes, Togniniales, Togniniaceae. The record is from RefSeq and is a predicted model, not a curated record. Gene Ontology annotation, molecular function: hydrolase activity, hydrolyzing O-glycosyl compounds; glycosyltransferase activity. Bases 1 to 1086 code for a protein of 361 amino acids. Gene Ontology annotation, biological process: fungal-type cell wall organization; carbohydrate metabolic process. The transcript is spliced from 3 exons.